This is a messenger RNA of Diversispora eburnea, 1335 nucleotides long. The record is from the annotation of a GenBank genome assembly. Lineage: Eukaryota; Fungi; Glomeromycota; Glomeromycetes; Diversisporales; Diversisporaceae.
AUGUCUACUUUACCAGAUACACGUCAACUCGCAUACGUACAUUACCAUUGUCUUUGCCCAGACGUGUAUAACAAAUCUACUUCUUCUUCUACUACCACUAACACCACUAUUGUUGCUAAUGCCGACGAACCCAUAACUGAAAAAACUAAAAUACCUAAAAUACCACAAUUCGAUGUCAACUCACCUCGGGUAAACUUCUCCACUUUUCCUAUCUCAAAACUUUAUUUUUGUGACGAUUGUCAUCAGAUACGUUGUCCAAGAUGUGUACAAGAAGAAAUAGUUUGUUAUUAUUGUCCCAAUUGUUUAUUUGAAGUUCCAACUGCAAGUGUUAAAAGUGAAAGGAAUAGAUGUGCACGUAAUUGCUUUCAAUGCCCAAUUUGUCAAAAUACACUUUCCGUUACAGCUUCUGCCGAAGCACAAUCCGUGACCACUGUUCCUUCAUCUUUGAGUAUGAUGGCAAGUGGAGCUCCUUUUUAUUUAACAUGUGGAGUCUGUCGUUGGGAUUCUCAAGAAAUAGGAAUGAAUUUUGAAAAAGCUACCGGAUUAGCUUUACAACUACAAAAGACAGAAGAUGAAAAACCAGAUGUAAAAGAAUUUGAUCAUCUCAAAGAACAUUUUGAAAAACAUAUACGUCAAAAUACUCCAUCUACUUCACUACCAUCUUCAUUACUAUCAAUUCCUGGAAUGAGCAUUAGUAUUGAAUAUGAAGCUAUUACUAAAGUUGAAAAUGACACAGGAUUAAUAGAAGAUUUGGCUCAAUUAAAAGUUAUUAAUCAAAGUUAUGAUCAACCUUAUAAAGUGGAGCGUCUUCAACCUCAAAGAAUUCAUCUUCGUACAAAAAGAAUAAAAAGAUGUCGUUCAUGUCGACAUAUUCUUAUUAAACCUGAGCAAAAAGCUCAAGCAACUAGGUUUAAAAUAAAACUUGUUGCUCUCAAGUUUACCAAAACUAUUUCUCAAUCAAAAAACUCAAAUAUUGAAAUACUUGCUCCAAAUUUUUAUAUUUCACCAUAUAAUGAUAUAUGGGAAUAUGAAGAACCGGAAUUGGUUUCUGCUAAAUCUCGUUCUCAUUCUUCUUCUUCCGGUGCAAAUGCUAAAAAUGAUAUUGGCAUUUAUGAAAGACGUGGGAAUUAUACUAGCAUUAUUGUUGAAAUUACUCCAUUAUCGGAAGUUGAAGAAUUUAAGUUCCCUCUCUUAGUCACUUAUACCACAAAAAGUUAUGUAGUAAAUCAAAAUGCAGUUAAAGCUGCCUCUUCUAGAUCUUCAAUUUCGAUUAGUCAUAGUCAUAGUGGAAGUAAUGUUGGUGGAAAUGUUCGUUCUGCAGGUGGAAAAUCUUAA